Messenger RNA from Cuscuta campestris, 917 nucleotides. The record is from the annotation of a GenBank genome assembly. Lineage: Eukaryota; Viridiplantae; Streptophyta; Magnoliopsida; Solanales; Convolvulaceae.
GAUUAUAAUGUCUAUUGGCCGGAUGGGAGCAAUAAUGGGUUCAUCAAAACCAGACGCCAAAAUGAUGCCUUUAGUCAGUAAAGUCUAUUGCUCCGUCUCCGACAAGGUUCUCGUCGUCCGCCACCGUCCCCACGUCGCUAACGGCGGAGGGUUUGUCGUCGCCGACUCUGACCAGAACCCUCUCUUCACCGUCGAUGGCUGCGGAGUCAUCGGCAAGAAGGAGGAGCUGAUCGUUAGAGACAACUACGGCGCCCCUUUGCUUCUCAUCAGACGAAAGGGGGAGGUAGUAGAGGUGCUGAGCAUGGUGAGGAAAUGGAAGGGGUACACGACGUCGUUUGAAGGAUCACGGAAGCUGGUUUUUACCUUAAAAGAGCCAAACUCGUGUUUCUUGAAGAACACCCCCAUAAAGAUUUCGAUUGAAUCAAAGGACUACGCCGGCGAUAAUCGCCGGAGUUUCACCGUCGCCGGCUACUUCCCCGACCGAGAUUGCAGCAUCCUUGAUCCUCUCGGGAUUGCAAUUGCACAUGUGGAGAUGGAGAUGGAAAGCAAAGAAGUGUACAAUGUGAAGAUAAAGGCUGGAGUGGAUCAAGCUUUUGUUAUUGGAGUCAUUGCUAUUCUUGACUACAUCUAUGAUGGAAGCACCAGAUGUUAAUUACCCCUAUUAAUUACUUCAAAAUGGAUAUAAUAAAAAGAUAAAUGUGGCAAAAUAAACAUUUACUCCCUUACAUAAAAUUUGUUUAAAAAAAAAAAUUUGAAUUUGUAAUAAUUAAAAUUGUAUUUGUUAAUAUUCACAGUUGACACCAAUCCCAUCAUCUCUUCCUCCUCCACACUGUAUAUAUACAGAUAGAGCAUUUUACUCUGUAUCCCACAAUUAAUUGAAAUUUGGAAUCUGAAUGCAAUAAGGGAAGAGAAUUGAG